AUGCUCUGUCCAUCGAAGCAACUGCACUCGAACCGACGGCCUGCGUGGACGACGACGAUCGCGGGGCUCGUUUGCUCGCGCCUGCGCCUCUCGCCGCAUUUUGCGUCGAUUGCGUUGCCUGCGGCGGCGGCGGCAGCCCCCCCUCCUCCUGGCUCCGUCUCUCGGGGGUUGAUUGCGUUGCCUGCGGCGGCUCCUCCUCCUCCUGGCUCCGUUUCUCGGGGGCCGAUUGCGUUGCCUGCGCCGACGGCAGCUCCGCCUCCUCCUCCUCCUCUUGCCCGUGGCCGGCCCAGGAGUGGAGGCCGGAAGUUCAUGCAAAGGCGGAAGCGCCUCCAAGUCGAGUCAGGUGCUGCCUUUGCCGGGCAUCCCGCGCUCCCUCUGUCGCUGUUAUUGUUAUUAUUGUUAUUGUUGUUGUUGUUGUCGUCCCGCUGGCGGUGUUGGUGUCGCUUCCGGAGUGGGAAGCGCAGCCUGCUAAGGGAGGCGGAAGGCAGGGGCUGCCUGGCUGGGAGACAGGGAAGGAGAGAGCGGCAAGGGCAGGUAAGAUGCUCGCCGCCCCCACCCUCAUUAAAUAGCAUUAAUGAGUAUUAAUAGCAUUAAUAUCCUUCCUCUUCCCGGCAGCGGGGUCUGGAGGGCGUUUCGUUUCUGAGCCAAGGCGAGGCUGCCGGUUUGCCCUCCUGCCUGCGUGGAGUCAAGCAAAGAAACCCCACUUGUCCACCGUUUUCUAAAGUGGGGUUUGUUUGCUUUUAAAGUAUGCAGGUGCCUUAUUUUGUAUGUGUGAAUACAACAUUUUUUGGGGGGGGAACAUUUUGAUUCUCACAAUGUAGCUUUUUUUUGGGGGGGGGGAAGGUUUGAUAGAACACCAAACUAAGGCUAAGAAAGGAAACGAAUGAACCCAACGGCUUGUUUUUACUUGUUUUAUGCAGCCUACAUACGCAACUCGGGUGUGUAGGACGUGGUGUUCGAAUCCUGGCACGUCUGCCUGGGUCCUCCGGAGGGGAAAGUUGCAGUGUGUGUGGUAGUGAUGUACCUUGCUGCCUUGUGAAAAUGAAGAAGGCAGGGGGCUGCCCGACACUCCUGUGUUAAGGUGAACAGGUGCAAAGGAAGAGAGGGCUGUGAUAACCUUUGAGUAUUGAGUAGUACCGGGAAUGUUUGGUUAUCAUGUGGGAUCCUUCACCCUUGUAAUGAGCUGCACCUGGCAUUCCCCCUAUUAAAGGUGCAGGAACACACUUUUGUCACGCUUUUUAUACAGAAAGUGCUGUGUAAAUGACUAUCUUGUACCUCUGGUAGUAUAUAAUUUAUGGGUGGGGAACUGAUGCUGAGAGAUGACUUGUACAAGAUCACAUUGUAGGAUGAUUGGGAGAGGAUCUGAGUCCGGAUCCAACACUCGUUAACUUGACCGCAAUGACUACAGCACAUUUUGUAGUGGGGGCACUCUGUUAUAAAACUUGGGGUGGCCAGUGUGAGAACUCCACCCUUUAAAGCUGAAAGUAGGGCAGCAAUUUCAGGAAAACUCUUGCUUUGGUUAAAAAAGAAAGAAAAAGAGGUGUUGCUACUCAUAUAUUGAUAUAGGUGCCAUGGGUGCCAGCAGAAAGUGGCUGGGCAGUAAGAAAGAGAGGUGUUGGUACUUUGUACUAUUGAGUAUUGUCACAAAAAGAGCCCCAAGGUCGAAUAAUUGUUGGAACCUGUCUUCAAGAGAGUAGCUGGUCUUAAGAUGCAAGCCUGGAAUAGUUUGUGUAGAGAAAUGUAAAAUAUGCAUGCAGUUUUUUCUCCUUUGAAGAAAUAUAUCCAAGUGACCCACUAGUAGGGCAAACUGUAGCAGGAAAGGAGGAAGUGGCUGUUGCUUGAAUCAAAACCUGCUACAAUCUUUGCUUUGUUGAGCUUGUAAAAAAAAUAUUCUCAUGACUAUAUUAGACAGCAUCAAUUGCUUGGACUAACAAUGAAUGGAAUCUUUAUUUUUAAGGUUGCUGAGAGUGUGAUGAAAUAUUAUCACCCUGUUGUGUUUGUGUGUGAGAGAGAGGUGGAGAGAACAUUACUUUGGUAUAUGUGUUGGAAAUCCCCUUCCAUUUGGAUCAACAGGAUUUAUCCAGUGAAUGUCCUUAAAUUUGCUAGGAAUUGUUCUGUGUUACAUCUUUAUUUUUUGGUGAGUGUUUACCUCUGUGUUAAAGCCUAACAUGCCAGCAAUGAUUAGCAACAUGCGGGAAUUUAUUGGGAGGUACAGUAUAGUGUACCCUUCGGUUUCUAGAGACAGAUGUCAGCUGUCUCAAGUUAAGUAUGUUGAAUAGCUCUAAGCAUCUAAUAAUCUAAGCGUCUAAUAGAUAUUAAUUAAUAUCUUGAAGUGGUCUUGAAUUAAACUGAGAAUUAAAUUAAAAUCCAGACAAAAAUGGAAUCCCCUUCUCCCCUGGCUUGAGCAGCGCAUAUACUUUUUCAUUCCUGGUAAAGCAGUUACUGCAGUUUAAUUGAAUGCAUUUUUGAACUAUUGACCAGAGCAACCAUAAAUCUCAUUAAUCCUUUCAGCUUUGAUAAGCUAUUGUUGAGAGUAAUGAGAGAUUUAACAGGGGUCCCUCUGCAAUUUACUUAAUUGUCAUAUAACUUCUUUAUGAUGACCUGCAUUUGCUAAAACUGUCACAUCUGCAUAACAAGUAACUUCAUGUGGCAAGCAAGAGGGUUGGCAGAGGAGGGUAGUUCUUAAAUGUAGGACUAAAUUAGUGUGUAUAAAAAUAUGGGCUAGUGUUUAAUACUUUGGCUUUUGAUGCUUGGGAUGUAUAUUUUUAAGACCCAUUUUAUUUCUGUGAUUGUAAGUUGUUUUAAGCAGUUAUUAAUAUUGCAUUUUAAUUAUUGUGUAACCUUCCCUGGUACCUUAAGGGGGAAGGGCAAGUAAUUAAUAAUAAUUAAUAAUUGCAAAGCUUUGUUGAGCUGACUUUUAAGAAGUGGCAUUCAAAUGAUUAUUCCUAGUGAGCGGGGUGAGACUGAUGUAACUUCACACUAUAAGAAAAAUGGAGUUUCUGGCUCCUCCAAGAUCUCACUUAUCCUGAAAUCAUUACAUUGUGUAGUUUACCUCCCAUUCCCAUAUCAGCAGGCAGUGAUGUGGAGCAGGGCUGAGAGAUGUUCAGCAUAAUGCCGGCCCACGAGUUAAGCUCUUCUAUUCAUAACCUGUUGUAAAACUUAUCACAAAGUUAUGGUUUGGGGCUGCAGCUGUGUGCAUCUUAAGUGGGCAAAACUGACCCCAGUUUUGCAUGGAUAUCUUUGUUCUGUUUCUUUUCCUUAGAGUCUCUUGGGCAGGACAGAAUAUUCCCAUGCUACACUUAGCUAUUGGACAUGGGUGGUGCUGUGGUCUAAACCACUGAGCCUAGGGCUUGCCGAUCAGAAGGUCGGUGGUUCGAAUCCCCGCGACGGGGUGAGCUCCCAUUGCUCGGUCCCUGCUCCUGCCAACCUAGCAGUUCGAAAGCACAUUAAAGUACAAGUAGAUAAAUAGGUACCGCUCCGGCGGGAAGGUAAACGGCAUUUCUGUGCGCUGCUCUGGUUCACUAGAAAUGGCUUUGUCAUGCUGGCCACAUGUCCUGGAAGCUGUCUGUGGACAAAUGCUGGCUCCCUCGGCCAAUAAAGCGAGAUGAGCGCCGCAAUCCCAGAGUCAUCCGCGACUGGAAUUAACGGUCAGGGGUCCCUUUACCUUUACCUUUUUACACUUAGCUAUGUUUUCCUGACCUAUGCUAGCUGGCACAUGAAUUUCCGACCUUGCACUAGCAGUCCUACGCUGCCUCACUUGAUGAAAUUGUUCUGGGCCUGCUCUAGAAUUAUGGUGAAAGGAAGCUAUACUGGUGUUUCGGGAAGAGCUCACACAGCACAAAACAGUUCUAGAGUUUGCACGAGUUUGGUAGGACUCUGGUUCAUCUGCAGUUUACUAAUGCAGAAGUCACUUCUGACUAAGUGAUCCAGUUUGCCCUGUCAUCCUCUAUCGGGGAAAACAACCGGCUUAAAACAGUAACUAUGGAAAUUGUGAUGUAAAUUGUGUUGGUGGUUGCUCCAUAUUUAGGUGUUUUGUUUUGUUUUCCGGAUGGCUGUCUUGUCAGCUAAGCCUGAUGGUGAGUUAAGCCAUAGCUGUUCACAAUAUGAAUCUGCAAUUGUAAAGGAAUAUUCACUUGAAUAGGAAAACAAAUGAGGAAUUUGUUGCAGCUGCCCCACCUGUCUUCCCCCAACCUGCAUUUGUGUGCUCUUCUAUGCACUCACAUCUUCUUCCGACCUCCUUGUGCCUGACCCUGCUUCUCCCUGCUUCUCUUUUCCUUCCCCCUUCCCCCUUCCCUUUCCUGUGAGUGUCAGCAGCUGACAGAAUGCUGCAAGGGGUGCUAUCCUGUGAGCUGUUACACAGCCUGACAGCUUGGUGGUGAGGGCACUUGAAGGGAUGAGGAACUGAUCCUGCUCAACUUCCCCAAUUCCUGAAGAUAGAGGAAGGCAGGGGGAGGAAACUGGGAUCAGAGUUCCCUGCUCUGGCAGGCUGAGUGAGGACUUGUGCCUCUCUUCCAUCCUCUGUUCCUGAGCACACACAAAGCAGCACAACUUCACAGACAACUCGUGUGCUGGGUUUUUCUUGGGGGUGGGGCAGGCGUUAGAGGAGCCGACCCUUUAUCUUUGUCUAAAGAGAGCUUGAAACGUUACCAACUUGUAGCUUGCAGAACUUCCCUUUUAUGUGUGCAUCUGAACUUUAGAGAGAUUUAUAUAGGCUAUCUUAAUAGGAUUAUUUAGAUUUAUUUGAGGUACAUACAUGCUGCCUUUCAGGGGAAGCCCUCAUAGCCCACCUCCCAAAUAGCUUAUUCAAAAGUUCCAGGAGGAACGCCCACAUCUCUCUUGGUGCUUCUGGCCACUGCAAAGUAUGUGGGUACUUUCAGUUCUUUCAGGAGGCUUUGAAGACCUGCCUGUUUCAGAUGGGCCUAUGCAUACGAGCGGCAUUCUUGGCUGAGUUGCAUGCUUGGUUUUUAGCUGUUUAUUAUACUGGAUAAUUAAUUAAUUAAUUAAUUAAUUGUGGAGGGAUUGCAGUAGUGUUUGUCUUCUGUAUUAUUGAUAAUUGUAUUAGCACUUUUAAAAUGCCAUGUUGAAAGAGUACCCAGAAAGGUAGCUCAUAACUAUUUCACCAUAAGCAACUAAACUUCUAUAAUAAAUAAUUCCACCAUUUGAGGCAUAGUUAAGGAAAAGAACUCACACCAUGUCCAAAAUGGAGGGGGGGGGAGACCUUUUUUUGGAGCAAAAGAUGUAUGUAUGUGCAUGUGGGGAGCUGAACCCUUCCCAAGUUAUGCCUUAACUCCUCGCAGUUUCCCCCAGGUGCUUUUUCCUUCAGCUGAGUUUUUGUACCCAAAGGAACUCACAUGUGUGAAAAACACUGAAAGAGAGGACCUGGGGGGUGUUUUCUUCUGCAUGCCUCCUUUGCUCUGAAACAGCGGUGAGCAGCCUGCAGAACUGAUGGUGCCCGCCAAGGCUCCCCAUUUGGUCUGUGGCACCACCAACCUGUCAAUCCCCUGACACCAUACAAUGUUGGGCUUGGACCAGCUAAACCAAACAGGAAGACUUGGGAGCACACUCUGAUAUAUGCUAUGUAUUCUUCCCUUCUAGCCCCCGGUAGAAUUCAGGGCUUUUGGAAUUUGGUGCCCUUUUCUGUCUUCUGGGAAGAAUCUUCCUUUGCCACUGCGGCUUGAAGUCACGAUGGAGCUGUGAAGGAGGAAGGGAAAGAACUGAGAGUGCACUUGCAAUGCACUCCUGAGUCUUCAUUUGCAAGCCUCAGGUUUAAAGGUGAGUUGCAUGGCAUCACAUGAUGUCAAGUGAUAGACAGGUGUGUGCCCCACCUUUCUGACAGUGGUGCACAGAGUGAAGGGGAGUUCUGGAUCUGGCUGGCCGUUCCUGUAACAGGAGACUAUAGCCUAAGGUAACUCAGAUUAAAAGGUAUUUAAAUAUACCUUCUUGAAGAAACCAGAGGCCUUUCUUCUGGGCAUUGUCGGCCAAUUGGUGCCAAAGAAGGAUAGAACUUUUUUUAUGUAUGCUACAACAGCAGCAAGAAUACUCAUUGCAAAGUAUUCAAGAUCUACCCACUUUGGAAGAAUGGCAGAUGAAGGUGAUGGACUAUAUGGAAUUGGCAGAAAUGACUGGCAGAAUCCGAGACCAGGGAGAAGAGUCGGUGGAAGAAGAUUGGAAGAAAUUCAAAGACUAUUUACAGAAAUAUUGUAAAAUUAAUGAAUGAUAGAAUGAUGUUGGAUAGUAGUUAAGCGGUUUCCAGCUGUAAUGCUCUAAGAGAAUAUGAAAAAAGGGUUAUAAAUGGGUUAAAAUCUAAUGGUAAGGAUUUGCUGAACCAAUAAAUUGAAGUGGAAUACAAAAAAGGAGGUACGAGGAGGUCCGGGAAACAAGCUAAAGGAAAAUAAGUAAUAGAAAAUAUGUGUGUUUUUAACUGUUUUUAUUUUGUAUUUUUCUUUUUUCUUUUUCAUUUUCACUGUAAUAUUUCAAAAAACCUUAAUAAAUAUCUUAUGGGGAAAAAAAACAGAUUGAUAGAUCAAUCCUUGCUAACUUAAGCUACAGUUCUCUUUUGUCAGCAACUGGGCACUAUGGUCUGAAUUAAUCAGGAUCAGGCCUACUGCCCCUGUGUCUAAUUUGCGCCCAACUUGAAACGCAAACUGGUUUCUCUGGACAGUUUUACUAUGUUGUUCAAAUAAUGGACAAACUUCACUUCCUUAUUGCUAUGAGACAGAGAGUCUUACUUUUCUUCUGAAUCAUCUGGUUUUAGUACUUCCUCUAAAGUCAUGAAUGUGCUUUUUCAAAAGUGAAUAAUUGUUUAGCUACUCUGUUCCAGUUUCGUCCCUAUUUCUGAAUUCACUUCUGACUGCAUCAUAUUUGGUACCUCUUUUAAGCUGACUACCUGUUCUUCCUCCUAAACUGGAUCUUCUUUGGAAUUUAUAUCCCACCCUUCAGUGUUACCACACCAGGGGACACUUUAAAUAAUAUAAAAGUCAUCAGAAUAAACUGUGAAAAGCAGAAUUCUUAAGCAGCAGGACGGUAACAUGCAGUGGCUUAUGUUUCAUUGGGGCAUUACAUGUGCAUCUUCAAUUUUCUUAGGAUCCAUGAAAUGGCCACAGAUGACAAAGCAUCUCCGACGUUGGACACUCUGA
Messenger RNA from Podarcis lilfordi (Lilford's wall lizard), 7136 nucleotides. Lineage: Eukaryota; Metazoa; Chordata; Lepidosauria; Squamata; Lacertidae. The record is from the annotation of a GenBank genome assembly.